AUGGGGUGUGCAAUAUCUGGCUUGGCUGAAAAGGCGGACUUGGGCGAGAAGAGCACUCAUGAUGCUGGAGGAAGAGGAGAACAUCUCAGGCAAGAUCAGAUUGACAUGAUCAAGGAGUCGUGGAAAGUUAUCAGGGACGAUAUCGCAAAAGUUGGCAUCAUAGUGUUCGUCAGGCUCUUCGAGACCCAUCCCGAAUGCAAAGACGUUUUCUUCCUGUUUCGGGAUGUCAAGGACCUGGAGAGGCUUCGGACCAGCAGAGAACUCCGAGCGCACGGGCUACGAGUAAUGUCUUUUAUUGAGAAAAGCGUGGCCAGGUUGGACCAACUGGACCGACUGGAGCUACUAGCCAUGGAGCUGGGAAAGAGCCAUUACCACUACAAUGCCCCUCCCAAAUACUACAGUUAUGUUGGAGCGGAAUUCAUCAGUGCUGUGCAGCCCAUCUUGAAGGACAGAUGGACUGCCGAGCUGGAGGAGGCAUGGAAGACCAUGUUCCAGUACGUGACCUGCCUGAUGAAGCAGGGCUACGAGGAGGAGGACAAGCAGAACCAGGUGGCAGUUUCCACAAAGGAGAGAGUGGAAAAGACGAAUACGGCACUCUGA
Messenger RNA from Nerophis lumbriciformis (worm pipefish), 600 nucleotides. Lineage: Eukaryota; Metazoa; Chordata; Actinopteri; Syngnathiformes; Syngnathidae. The record is from RefSeq and is a predicted model, not a curated record.